GUCAUCGCGGAGCUAUCCAUCGACGUUCCAUAUCCGUUAUUUCCAUCAGCUGUCUUAAAGACAUCUGAUUGGAUUUACCUCAACCUCUGCUUCGUAUACACAAGAUAUAGACAACAGCAACUGCAAGAGAAGGAAGCUUGGAACGGUCUUUUCUUUGAGCACGCGCCAUUUUCUUCAAAGGACACACCCAGCUUCGCAUUACCUGGCCAACGCCGCAAACUACUGUUGGAGCUACUUCUCAACGCGUACGGCUCCUGGUAUCUCUUAGGAACCUGUGUCUUGACGCGACAGACCGUGACUGAGACAAAAGAGAAGGAUUUACUGAGGCUUGAGCGUGCGCAUACGUCAUAGGCAAAAUGUUCCCUCCAACCCAGGGCCUGCGGCUGGAUAUCGACGCGAUCAGUCAGAUCUUUGGAUCGAUCAGUAUUGCUUGUUGGAUAGUCGUGUUUUCACCUCAAAUCAUCGAAAAUUGGAGAAGAAGCUCUGCAGAAGGCCUUUCUGUUGUCUUCAUCAUAAUAUGGCUUCUCGGUGACUUCUUCAACAUCUUCGGCGCCGUCCUACAAGGCGUGCUACCUACAAUGACCAUCCUAGCCGUGUACUACACCCUUGCCGACAUUGUCCUACUGCUUCAAUGCUUCUGGUACAAGGGAUUCACCCUUCGCGACGUCGUCAACAAGCCCGGAGACGAGUCAAACGAGACUGGUUCGCCCGUAAGCGAAGACGAGCCGCUCCUCUCUGACCGCCACCAAACAAACGGAGCCUCAUACGCCAGCAUCGUAGCCAAUGGCCACUCCAACGGCAACGGCAAUGGCAUGCCACCCCGGAUCUCGAACGCAGAUAGGCGCCACUCGAACCACUCCCAGUCCUCUUUCCGCGAGCGUUUCCUCUCGAUUGACGGAACGCAUCUCUCCCCCGCCACACCGCUCCACGGCGAUGCCAACGGCGAAGUCCGCGUUGAGACGCGCUCGCAAACCCAGACCACUGUGCAAAUGAUCCUCUUCAACCUUGGCACCAUCCUCCUUGUCAUGGCCGCUGGCGUCUUCGGCUGGUGGCUCAGCGCAACGCAAACCACACCUUCUGACGAUACACCUGCCGACUCUCCGGACUCGAAACCCGAUUUCAAUCUCUGGGGCCAGAUUUUUGGAUACAUUUGUGCUGCCCUGUACCUCGGAUCGCGCAUCCCGCAGCUGUUGCUCAACUACCGCCGCAAGUCUACGGACGGCAUUUCGAUGCUGUUCUUCCUCUUUGCUUGUCUCGGUAACCUGACAUACGUUCUGAGUAUCGUGGUGUACAAGCCGAGGUGCCAGCAUCAUCACUGCAGAGAUGGCGAAGCGGUGGCUAUCUAUAGACGUUACAUUGCAGUCAACUUUUCUUGGUUGUUGGGCAGCUUUGGUACGCUGAUUCUGGAUGCGUGUGUGUUUGUGCAGUACUUCUUGUACAAGAAGGAUGAGGAUGAUAGUGAGUCGGAGGACGAGUGAGGAGUCGGUCGGAGCGUGGGUGGAGCGAGAAGGUGUACAAUACCCAAAAGUUGUUGUGAUAACAUGUUAUGUAGCUAUUGUACAUAUUCUUGACAAGAAGAUCGUCAUUCG
Macroventuria anomochaeta is the source of this 1589-nucleotide messenger RNA. RefSeq names its product PQ-loop-domain-containing protein. Bases 357 to 1478 code for a protein of 373 amino acids. The record is from RefSeq and is a predicted model, not a curated record. Gene Ontology annotation, cellular component: fungal-type vacuole membrane. The transcript is spliced from 2 exons. Lineage: Eukaryota; Fungi; Ascomycota; Dothideomycetes; Pleosporales; Didymellaceae. Gene Ontology annotation, biological process: basic amino acid transmembrane export from vacuole.